GUGAGUUGGCUUUGGAGGAAUGCUGUUUCUCCUCCCAGCUGUAAAAACACAACGGCAGAGGGAGCAGAGAGCCCGCUUCAUCCCACCGUCCUGUCACAGCAAUUAGCGUCAGCCCCGGUCAUGUGACUGACAGACUCCUAUGGCUCCGAGUUGUUCCCAUCUCCCACAGUCAUGGCGGUGUCGGGGAGUCACGGAGAUGGAGUAAACACCACCACUGCUACAUCUUGAUUUUAUUUUAGCUUCAUGCUGGACUGUAUCUGCCGUCAUCCGAGAUAUCGCAAACAUCCCGUAGGCUGCUGUGCUUCCAACGAUGGCUGACCGCAGCGUUGAUCUGUCGGCUCUGCCUAAAGAGGUCAGGGACCAGCUGGCGGAGUUGGAUCUGGAGCUAUCCGAAGGUGACAUUACACAGAAGGGCUAUGAGAAGAAAAGGACCAAACUCCUGGCUCCCUACAUCAUCCAAGCUCCAGUGGAGCCGCCCCGUCAGAAUGACGUUCAGCGUCCCGCUCCCAGCUCCUCCUCCAGCCACGCCCCUCCCCCUUCCAGCUCGUCCCGUUACCGAGAACGUCGCUCCCGCAGAUCACAUCGCAGUGGGGGAACCAGGGAUGAUCGAUACAGAUCAGAUAUCCAUUCUGAGGCAGUUCAAGCUGCCCUGGCUAAACAUAAAGAGGAGAAAAUGGCGCUGCCCAUGCCGACCAAACGACGCUCCACUUACGUCCCAUCUCCCAUCAACACACGCACACCACCAGACUCCUCAUCAGGUUCUGAAGAUGAGACAGCGGUGCGCAGGCAGUCUUCAUUGGUCGUUCCUCAGCCUGUGGUCAAUCCCAACCUGCAGAGCCCAGAUGCGUGGAUCAACCGCACCGUCCAGGGCUCCUCCACCUCCUCCUCGGCCUCCUCCACCUUGUCCCACGGGGAGGCCAAGCCGCAGCCUCAGAGCCAGCCUAAGCCUCAGCCCCAGUACAAGCCGCAGUACCAGCCACUGUAUCAGCCUCAGCACCAACCACAUCACCAACCGCAUCACCAACCGCAUCACCAACCGCAGCACCAGCCGCAGCGUCAGCCGCAGCACCAGCCACAGCACCAGCCGCAGCACCAACCACAGCAUCAACCGCAGCAUCAACCGCAGCACCAACCGCAGCACCAACCGCAGCACCAGCCGCAGCACCAACCGCAGCAUCAACCGCAGCACCAACCGCAGCAUCAACCGCAGCAUCAACCGCAGCACCAACCGCAGCACCAACCGCAGCACCAACCGCAGGACCAGCCUCCUCCCUCCUCCCACACUGCAGCUGUGAUGGACAUGUUGGCCCACAGUCGCAUCGCUCCCUCAGAGAACAGCGCCCCCCCUCCAGAUGUGACAGCUGUGGCCCCUCCAUCCAGAGCAACGAGGGUCGACCUGCCCAGUGCCACGGUCCGGGGAAUGAGCCGCGGGCAGAGUCGCUCCAGCAUGAUGGAGACUGCGGACGGAGUUCCUGUGAACAGCAGAGUGUCCACUAAGAUCCAGCAGCUGCUCAACACCCUGAAGAGGCCCAAGAGGCCCCCGCUCAGCGAGUUCUUCACCGACGAUCAAGAGGAGAUCGUAGAAGUGCCCCAGCCAGACCCUAACACGCCAAAACCGGAGGGCCGUCAGAUCAUCCCGGUGAAAGGGGAGCCUUUGGGAGUGGUCAGUAAUUGGCCCCCAGCCCUACAGGCAGCACUGGCACGUUGGGGGGCCACUCAGGGGAAAAGCCCCGCACUCACUGCUCUUGAUAUCACGGGCAAACCGCUCUACACACUGACUUAUGGGAAGCUGUGGAGUCGCAGUGUGAAGCUGGCAUACACCCUCCUCAACAAGCUGGGCACAAAGAACGAGCAAAUACUGAAACCUGGGGACAGGGUCGCGCUGGUGUUCCCCAACAGUGACCCUGGUAUGUUCUGGGUGGCCUUCUACGGCUGCCUCCUGGCUGAAGUUAUACCUGUACCUAUUGAAGUACCUCUAUCUCGCAAAGAUGCAGGUAUCAGCCAGGUGGGCUUUCUGCUCGGUAGCUGUGGUGUGGGUCUCGCUCUGACCAGUGAGAUCUGUCUGAAGGGUUUACCCAAAACUCCCACUGGGGAAAUAAUGCAGUAUAAAGGUUGGCCUCGACUAAAGUGGGUGGUGACUGACACAAAAUACCUGACCAAGCCUUCCAAAGACUGGCAGCCGCACAUCCCCACUGCCAACACUGACCCUGCAUAUAUAGAGUACAAGGCGAGUAAAGAGGGCACAGUGGUGGGUGUGGCUGUGUCUAAAGUGGCCAUGUUGACCCACUGCCAAGCACUGACCCAGGCCUGCAACUACUGCGAAGGGGAAACUUUAGUGAAUGUGCUGGACUUUAAGAAGGAUAUUGGGCUGUGGCACGGAGUUCUCACAGCCGUGAUGAACAGGAUACAUACUAUCAGUGUUCCCUAUGCAGUAAUGAAGGCUUGUCCGCUGUCCUGGGUACAGAGGGUCCACAUCCACAAAGCUCGUAUUGCUUUGGUGAAGUGCCGUGACUUACAUUGGGCAAUGAUGGCUCAUCGGGAACAGAAAGACACCAGUCUGGCUUCACUACGUAUGCUGAUUGUUGCUGAUGGUGCUAAUCCCUGGUCGGUGUCUUCCUGCGAUGCCUUCCUGAACGUGUUUCAGUCCCACGGGCUGAAACCUGAGGUCAUAUGUCCCUGUGCCACCUCCCCUGAGGCUAUGACAGUAGCCAUACGCAGACCGGGAGUACCAGGCACCCCCCUCCCUGCCCGUGCCAUCCUUUCUUUGGGCGGCCUGAGCCACGGUGUCAUCAGGGUCAACACAGAGGACAAGAACUCCGCCCUGACUGUACAAGAUGUGGGACACGUCAUGCCCGGAGCUCUGAUGUGCAUUGUGAAGCCAGAAGGGCCUCCUCAAUUGUGCAAAACCGAUGAGAUAGGUGAGAUAAUAAUCAACUCCCGUGCUGGAGGCAACAUGUACUACGGCCUGCCUGGACUCACCAAAAACACCUUUGAGGUUAUACCGGUUAACGCCAACGGAGUUCCCAUUGGAGAGAUUCCCUUUGUGCGGUCUGGACUCCUGGGGUUUGUUGGCCCAGGCAGUCUGAUCUUUGUGGUGGGGAAGAUCGAGGGGCUGCUGAUGGUGAGCGGGCGGAGACACAACGCGGAUGACCUGGUAGCCACUGCUCUGGCCGUGGAGCCAGUGAAGACGGUGUACCGUGGGAGGAUCGCUGUGUUUUCAGUCACAGUGUUUUAUGAUGAGAGGGUGGUGAUUGUGGCGGAGCAGAGGCCAGACGCCAGCGAAGAGGACAGCUUCCAGUGGAUGAGCCGAGUGCUUCAGGCUAUUGACAGCAUCCAUCAGGUGGGCCUCUACUGUCUGGCUCUGGUCCCAGCCAACACCUUACCCAAAACACCACUGGGUGGCAUCCACAUCUCUGACGCCAAGCAGUACUUCUUAGACGGCAACCUGCACCCCUGCAACAUCCUCAUGUGUCCCCACACGUGUGUCACCAACCUGCCCAAGCCGCGCCAGAAGCAGCCCGUUGGUGUAGGUCCUGCGUCCGUGAUGGUGGGUAACCUCGUUGCAGGGAAGAGGAUUGCCCAGGCUGCAGGCAGGGACCUCGGCAUGAUUGACGACCAGGAUCUUGUCCGCAAGCUCUGUAUGUGGCCUACUGUGAUGCAUCAGUAUUUGACAGAGGCUCUGCAGUGGAGGGCACAGACAGACGCAGACCACGUGCUCUUUGUUCUUCUCAACGCCAAGGGUGUUCCAGUGAGCACUGCGACAUGCGUACAGCUUCACAAGCGGGCUGAGAAGAUAGCUGCAGCGCUUACUGAGAAAGGAAGCAUCAACACAGGAGAGAAUGUGGUGCUGCUUUAUCCUCCUGGCAUUGAUUUGAUAGCUGCCUUCUACGGCUGUCUCUACGCUGGAUGUGUUCCCGUGAACGUCCGACCUCCACACCCUCAGAACCUGGGAGCCACGUUGCCUACUGUCCGCAUGAUUAUUGAUGUCAGCAAAGCUGCAUGUAUCCUAACCACUCAAGGUCUCAUGAGGAUUCUGCGCUCCAAAGAGGCUGCUGCCUCUGUAAACAUUAAGACGUGGCCAACAAUCAUUGACACAGAUGACCUUCCUCGCCGCCGGCCUCCACAAAUCUACAAGCCGCCCACAGCUGAGAUGAUAGCUUAUCUGGACUUCAGCGUUUCCACUACAGGCAUGCUCACAGGGGUCAAGAUCUCUCAUGCAGCAGUCAGUGCAAUCUGUCGCUCUGUAAAGCUGCAGUGUGAACUGUACUCCUCUCGCCAAAUAGCCAUCUGCCUGGAUCCUUACUGUGGCCUGGGCUUUGUCUUGUGGUGCCUCGCAAGUGUUUACUCAGGUCACCAAUCCAUCCUGAUUCCUCCCUUCGAGUUGGAGAGCUGCUGCUCUCUGUGGCUCAGCACGCUCAGUCAGUAUCGCGUCAGAGACACCUUCUGCUCCUACUCCGUCAUGGAGCUCUGCACCAAAGGACUGGGUACUCAGACUGAGUUACUCAAGGCUCGUGGUGUCAGCCUGUCAUGUGUGCGGAGCUGCGUGGUGAUAGCAGAGGAACGCCCUCGACUCACCCUCUCACACUCCUUCUCCAAGCUGUUUAAGGACAUCGGGCUAUCGCCCAGAGCUGUCAGCACUGCUUUUGGUUCCAGGGUUAAUCUGGCCAUCUGCCUGCAGGGCACAACUGGUCCAGAUCCCUGUACAGUUUAUGUGGACAUGAAGUCCCUCCGUCAUGACAGAGUGAGGCUGGUGGAGAGAGGAGCGCCUCAGAGUCUUCCACUAAUGGAGUCUGGCAAGAUACUGCCAGGUGUUCGGGUGAUCAUCGUAAAUCCAGAGACCAAAGGUCCUCUUGGUGAUUCUCAUCUAGGAGAGAUCUGGGUGAACAGCCCUCACAAUGCCAGUGGCUACUACACCAUCUAUGGAGAGGAGAGUCUCCAGGCCAACCACUUCAACACCAAGCUCAGCUUUGGAGACCCGCAGACCUUAUGGGCCAGAACGGGGUACCUGGGUUUUGUAAAAAGGACUGAACUGUUGGAGGCCAGCGGGGAUCGUCAUGACGCCCUCUUCGUGGUUGGCUCACUCGAUGAGACCUUGGAGCUAAGAGGGCUGCGCUAUCAUCCAAUUGACAUUGAAACUUCAGUGUCCCGGGCUCACCGCAGUAUAGCUGAGAGUGCUGUGUUUACAUGGACCAACCUGCUGGUGGUGGUGUCAGAGCUUUGUGGUUCAGAGCAGGAUGCGCUGGACUUGGUGCCUCUGAUAACCAAUGUGGUUCUGGAGGAGCACCACCUCAUCACGGGUGUGGUGGUUAUCGUGGACCCAGGGGUUAUACCCAUCAACUCUAGGGGAGAGAAGCAACGCAUGCACCUUCGUGACUCCUUCCUUGCGGACCAGCUGGAUCCCAUCUAUGUUGCUUACAACAUGUAAGGCGUUGCGGUGGACGGGCCUGUAUGGUCUGCACCUUCACCCCAGCGCUCUACCAUAGCUGUGGCAGAGGGUGAAAAGGAGAAGCAUGAACCACCCAGCCCUGUGUGACACCAGCGUUUCUUGGCCACUGCAUGUCUGUGAUUGGACCUGCCAUGUUUUGAGUUCUUCACUGUGUUUUAUAGAUAGAAUUUUGAAAAUGGGACAGAAGCAACAUGUGUAUAUAUAUAUACACGGCAAAGGGAGAUAAAAAACCCUGUUGCCCUUUUUUAGGGAAAGGACAAAAACAACCCGUACAACAGGAUUACUCAUAAAAUGAAUUCUAUAUAAAUGUUUUCGUGAAAGUCUGUCGUCUUAUGCCGUACCAACCAGAAACACUUCCCUUCUGUGUCUACACAGAUUCCAAGAGCUAUUACAUUUUGAUCGACAACUUGAAAUAUUUUUUACAUGCAGCUUUCAAACAAACGCAAAUAAACUGAGCCCUUUUCAUUUCUCACUUGCAUGAAUUAAUAAAAAGGGCAGAUAAAAUAAACCAUUAAAUAAGAAGCGAGUCUAAGACUGUGAGCAUAAUUUAAGAAUAACUUAUUUUGUCCCAUGAUAAUGAAGCCAAAUACAUUUUCACAACAUUCAUGCCCAAGAUAUUUCCUGCCUUAUAAAACUUCAGCCAUACAUUCCUAUCUUAAUUUUUAAUGAAUCUGUUAUAGGUGGCUUUUUAGUCUCUGUUGGAUUCAAAUAGUAAUGAAAAUCCUGACAGAUAUCCAAAGUAAACAAAGUAAAAGACAAAAGAGGCCAUAUUCUGUACUGUACCUAUAAAGGCCUGUUGUAUUUUGAUACUGUACGUUACUGUAUAAAUAUUUGUAAUUGUAUAAAUGUAUACAUGCUUGACUUGUCUCUCUCAGUUGAUGGUUUAUGGAUAGUUUACCCAGCUGAGAGAUGAUAAUUGUAGCAGAGAGAGGAUUGUAAAUAAGAUUUAACAGUACUUUUGAAAUGGAGUAAUAUUUAGUAUGAUGGAGGGUGGAGAUGAUUAACUUUAAAGCAAUGAUAGCCAGGAUAGAUACAACAUUGCACUUUCUCACAAAUUGUCUAUUUUAUUAUAACAAUGAGGCAUUAAAAUGAAUGGUUUGGGUGCGUAUAUUCUGAGGACUAAUGCUUGAGGAGCUUUGAGAGUUUAGUGGGAGGGCUAUCACUGUUAAUGCCAGGGAACCUUGGCAUUUAAUGAUCAAGUAAAAAAAACGUUGCUAAAACCAAUAUCAUGAUUAUUUUCAAACUACCAGGUUAUGUUGUAAACAUGUAAAAGAAGUAAUACAUAUGCCCACAACUCUACAUCUAAUAUCCAUAACCAUUGUACUUAGUAUCGCUAAAAAGUCCCCCCCACACACCUUUCAGUUUUGUAUUGCAUAAUAGAGGAAAUGAUUGAGAGCGUGGCCCUUCCCAUUUCCUCUUCUCUUGUCUUCGUGCAACUGUGUAAAGAAUGACUUUGAAUUCCAACCGGAUAGUUGUUGGUACUUUAAGUCUGUAGUCAAUACAGGAACGUCACCAUGUAUCUGAAUUAUUAUUAUUAUUUUCUGUGUUCAGUCACUGGAUUAAAAGCACUUGAAAAUGCAGUUGCAAAGCUGAGCCUACGGUUACAAACUCCUUGAUUGGAAAGUAAGGAAAGUAAUUGUAUAAAAAAGAAAGAAAAAAUGCAGCAAGAUAUAUUUGCAAAAUGUAUUUGGUCUCCUGUAAGCUUGUGCUUUCCUUGUACUUCUCUGUCAUUAUUUAUAGGUUAUUUGUACUGGAUUAAUCUGUAUCUCAGUGAUGAACACUAAAUGUCAACAUGUAAAUAGUUUUUUUUGUUGUUAUUUUUGGACUUUUGCAACUGUCUCACUAAAACAUUCAAUCAUGCCAAACACAAUAUUCGAACGUUGUUUAGUCAUAUAAAGGUAAACAGGAAUAUAAUCCAUUGAAUUACUGCACUUUGCACUGGUGGUACUUACAGUAGGUGUCUACUGUGUGGACUAACUAUACCCAUUUCAUGUUAAAUUUAAUGUGUUACUAAUUUUUUUAAUAUAAUGCUUUUUCCCAGUUUAAGUCCAACUAGAGAAAAGACUAAUAGCACUUAAUCUUAUUUUUGACAUUGCAUCCUUCAUUUGCAACAUAAUGUUUGCAUGACUCAGCCAGGCACAAAAAUAAAUCAGCUGGAGGCACAUCUCAUCCUUAGGGACACGAGUGGGAGGAGAUGUAUAUGUAUGAAAUUGCAUAUUCAGGGAACAAAACUCAUAACACAGGGAUGGACCAGGUGGUCCCUUGGUGCAAUCUGUGAGUAAUAAUACCCAUAAAAUGUAGAGGUUUGUCAAAACAAAUGCACUUGUAAUUAACGCUUACGUAAAGAGCAAAAAGAGGGGUUACCAACGACCAGAGUCCAUCUACCAUCUCCCUGCUUCACUGGGAAGUCUACAAGGGCUUCCUUUGGUUUCCGCUCUUUUUCUCUGUCAGAGCUCUUACACACUAUGCAAUCUCAAUGACAGUGCAAUUUAAUUUCAAAGCUUGCACAGUCUUGUGAAAUAACAUGAUGCUUAAACAUUUUGUAAUAAACUAAGAACAGAGGACUGGUGAAAUUUAACCAGUAGUGGUCUUAAGACUGUAUUAAUUUCUCUUGAGUUGUUCUAUCAAUAUUUUAUGUAUGCACUCUUGGUAUGUUGUAUAUUAAUUAUUUGGUAAAAUUCUAAACUGCUCCAUGAGGGUGUGAUCCACUGAUACAUCUUUAAUGCUGGGAGGUGUGUUACCUCACAUAUUUGAGAAGUUAAGGUGGUACACCCCUUCCCAUUUUUCUCACUUAUUUUCUAUUUUGGUUUGUUGUACUUUAUUUUAUACUUUAUGUGAAAGUAAUACGGAAUAAACAGAAACAUUUAAUCAUU
This is a messenger RNA of Eleginops maclovinus (Patagonian blennie), 8319 nucleotides long. RefSeq names its product disco-interacting protein 2 homolog Bb (gene dip2bb). The transcript is spliced from 39 exons. The coding region runs from base 311 to 5425 and encodes 1704 amino acids. The record is from RefSeq and is a predicted model, not a curated record. NCBI's taxonomy places the organism in Eukaryota, Metazoa, Chordata, Actinopteri, Perciformes, Eleginopidae.